This is a messenger RNA of Gamsiella multidivaricata, 841 nucleotides long. RefSeq names its product Rab5-interacting protein-domain-containing protein. The record is from RefSeq and is a predicted model, not a curated record. The transcript has a single exon. Lineage: Eukaryota; Fungi; Mortierellomycota; Mortierellomycetes; Mortierellales; Mortierellaceae. Gene Ontology annotation, cellular component: endoplasmic reticulum; membrane; EMC complex. The coding region runs from base 340 to 675 and encodes 111 amino acids. Gene Ontology annotation, biological process: autophagosome assembly; protein folding in endoplasmic reticulum.
CGCAAGGCAACAAAGAAUGAGAGCGCAAAAAUAGCCACGCAAUUCAAUUUGGAUACAACCAAUUAGAUUCGCCCCCUUUCGCAUGGUGUCGUGUCCGUUUCAUCACGCUAGGUAUACGCUGUGGAUCGCAUCUCCUGUAUGCAACGCAGCUCUUCAUCAUCAAGAACUACUUUUCCUUCUACCUUCAUCCUCCACCGCGUCAAAGUCAAGUGUCGGACACGGAUCAGCUCACCAUCAAGGAAUAAGCAGAAACAGCUACACAGCAGGAACAGUAUUUUAACAAAACCAUCCCCUCAACAAGACACUCAGGAUACAGAAGGAUAGGCAUACAAUAUCACCAUGUCAGGACAGCAAAUCAACCCGGACGACGCCCUGUUCGUCGACAUGUUCAUCGCCAAGAACUCCCAGACCAUGACCUUCAUCCGCUCAUCCUAUUCUGCCAUCCUCGGUCUCGCCGCAGGAACCCUCGGUCUCACCAACUGGUCCGGAUUCAUCUUUUACUUUGUUGGUUCUGCCUUCCUCUCCCUGCUGACCUUUGCCAUCAAAGCCAAAGGAAAACCCGCACUCUAUUUCCGUCAGCCAUUCGAUGUCUUUACAGAGGGCGUUUUCGGCGGUCUCUUGAGUUAUAUCCUCUUCUGGACACUGCUUUAUGGAAUCAUUCACGUCUACGACUAAAAGGAACGAUCGCCGCCAACAUGACCGACCAAUUGAACCAAAACGCAGAACAGCGCGUGUUCGAUCCAACAAACUCAUCUACAUAUAGAUAAUACGCCUCUGCCCCCUGCUUCGCGUCCGGUCGAGCAAAAAGACUAGGACAAUAAACUGUACUAUACACAUUACA